This is a messenger RNA of Magnolia sinica, 1311 nucleotides long. Its product is annotated as pyridoxal reductase, chloroplastic. NCBI's taxonomy places the organism in Eukaryota, Viridiplantae, Streptophyta, Magnoliopsida, Magnoliales, Magnoliaceae. The transcript has 8 exons. The record is from RefSeq and is a predicted model, not a curated record. Gene Ontology annotation, cellular component: cytoplasm. The coding region runs from base 90 to 1211 and encodes 373 amino acids.
CCGGGGAAAUCUUAGCAAGAGCCAGGACAUCCUAACCCGGGCGGAUAAAAAGGGGAGAGGAAGCUCCUUCCACUCGCGCGAAAGGGCGUAUGGCCAUCUUAACCUCAACUCCUGCCGCUUAUUUUAGCAGCUGCAGGGCUUCAAAUGAGCUUCCAUCUCUUCAACAACCAACGGCUAUCAAAUCCCUCCAGAUUCCUCGCCUCGGACCUCUGUUUUGGCCAUGGGAAAAGGUUAAGAUCGGUGCAUUAUCGGUUUCUCCUAUGGGAUUUGGAACAUGGGCUUGGGGUAACCAGCUACUUUGGGGAUAUGAAGAAGCAAUGGACAGCGGUCUGCAAGAGACAUUUAAUUUGGCUGUAAACAAUGGGAUCAACCUUUUCGAUACAGCAGAUUCCUAUGGAACUGGCCGAUUAAAUGGACAAAGUGAAAGGCUUCUUGGGAAAUUCAUCCGCGAGUUUCAAGGACCAAAGAAAGUCCGAGAGAACAUUGUUAUUGCCACAAAGUUUGCUGCAUAUCCAUGGCGCUUGAUGCCCGGGCAGUUUGUGAAAGCUUGCAAGUCAUCUCUAGAUCGAAUGCAAAUUGAGCAAAUUGGAAUAGGGCAACUGCAUUGGUCAACUGCAAACUAUGCUCCAUUGCAGGAGUUGGCUCUUUGGGAUGGUCUAGUGGCAAUGUAUGAGAAGGGUUUGGUCCAGGCUGUUGGUGUGAGCAACUAUGGGCCAAAGCAGCUUCUUAAGAUUCAUGAUUACCUCAAAGCCCGAGGUGUUCCCCUGUGCUCUGCUCAGGUGCAGUUUUCUUUGUUGAGUAUGGGUAAUGAUCAAAUGGAGCUGAAGGCCAUAUGUGAUUCUCUUGGUAUCUGCUUGAUUUCGUAUAGUCCUCUUGGGUUAGGAAUGCUUACUGGGAAGUAUACAGCUUCAAGACUUCCACGUGGCCCACGGUCUCUACUAUUUAGCCAAAUUUUGCCAGGCUUGGAGCCUCUACUGAAUUCACUGAGAGAAAUUGCAGAAAGGAGGGGGAAAACUAUACCUCAAGUUGCCAUUAACUGGUGUAUCUGCAAGGGUACUGUACCAAUACCUGGCGUGAAGACAGUAAAACAAGCAAAAGAGAAUCUGGGUGCUCUUGGUUGGCGCCUCAGUUCAGAUGAGAUUUUUCAGUUAGAAUCUGCGGCACAUGAUUCUCCAGGGAAGAUGAUCCAGAACAUCUUUCAGACCAGAUAAGUAUUCUGUGAACUGCUCCCAAAUUCUCCUUGUAACUCGUCUGUAAUUUAUCCAAGUAUUUAUUUAUUUAUUUGACAAACAAAGAUUAAAGAGUGUCCAA